Leguminivora glycinivorella is the source of this 2682-nucleotide messenger RNA. RefSeq names its product RNA-binding protein MEX3D. The record is from RefSeq and is a predicted model, not a curated record. Lineage: Eukaryota; Metazoa; Arthropoda; Insecta; Lepidoptera; Tortricidae. The transcript has 2 exons. Gene Ontology annotation, molecular function: RNA binding. The coding region runs from base 116 to 1246 and encodes 376 amino acids.
CCCGCACGCACGCGUCCAUGCCUCCGCGCGGCACAUAGACGAUCGAACGCACAUUUUAACCCAGUGACGAGAGGGCGACCUCUCUUUGACCAGCAAAAUAGCUUCGCAAGUGGAAAUGCCGUCGAGCCUCUUCGGCGAGCUCGGCUCGGUCGGCGGUGGCCUGGUAGAAGACCAGCGCGCCUUCCAACUCGCGCUGGAGCUGAGCCUCCUCAACCUGGGGGAGAGCCUGCCCACGGCGAACCCGCUGGCGAGCCCGCUGGGGUUCGCGCCGCCGCCUGACGACCGCGCCAAGAAGUCGCAGAACAUGACCGAGUGCGUUCCUGUGCCGUCCUCGGAGCAUGUCGCCGAGAUCGUCGGCAGGCAAGGCUGCAAAAUCAAAGCGCUGCGGGCGAAGACCAACACGUACAUCAAGACACCGGUGCGCGGGGAGGAGCCCGUGUUCGUGGUGACCGGGCGCAAGGAGGACGUGGCGCGCGCCAAGCGCGAGAUCCUCUCCGCCGCCGAGCACUUCUCGCAGAUCCGCGCCUCGCGCAAGUGCGGCGCCGCGCCGCCGCCGCCCGCCGGCGCGCCCGGCCACGUGACCGCGCAGGUGCGCGUGCCCUACCGCGUCGUCGGCCUCGUCGUCGGCCCCAAGGGCGCCACCAUCAAGCGCAUCCAGCACACGACGCACACGUACAUCGUGACGCCCUCGCGCGAGCGCGAGCCCGUCUUCGAGGUGACCGGGCUGCCCGAGAGCGUGGAGGCCGCCCGCAAGGAGAUCGAAGCCCACAUCGCGCUGCGCACCGGCGCCGCCGGCGGCCCCGCGGGCGCCACGCCGGCCGCGGACAGCGAGCCGCUGGCGCAGCUGUACCGCGCCGGGCUGGCGUCGCUGCUGCCGCGCCCCGAGCAGGAGGCGGCGUUCUCGUCGGCGGGCUCGUGCUCGUCGGGCGGGUCGUCGGCGCGGCUGGGCGACCUGCUCGGCAUCUGGUCGUCGACGGAGCGCGACGAGGGCCUGGGCGAGUCGCCGUCGUUCGAGUCGCCGGGCGGCGGCACGGCGGGCGUGUGGGCGUGGGGCACGCGGCCGUCGCCGGCGGCGUCGCCGGUGCGCGCGUGCGCGGUGUGCGGCGAGCGCGGCGUGGCGGCGGCGCUGGUGCCGUGCGGCCACAACCUGUUCUGCCUGGAGUGCGCGCAGCGGCUGGCGGCGGGCGGCGCGCCUUGCCCCGCGUGCUCGGCGCCGGCGCACCAGGCGAUCCGCAUCCUCUCGUAGACGCUACCUCGGUAGUUGCACUGACGCGGGCGCGGAGACGGGGACUACCGCCCGACACCGGUGGUUUUAUCGAGCACGUUUUUGUAAUAGGGAUCGAUCUUUUUUACUUAAAAAUCGUUAUAAAAAUAUUAAAAAAAUAAAAAUCGCGUAAUCGAAAUCCUGGUGCCAAAAGUCGGCGCCUCGCCGGCACGGCCCGUCCGCCGCGCCGAACCUACCUAUCGUAAGUCGGCAGAGUUAUUCACGAUAUAUUUUCUUAUUAUGAACGUUUUUUAUUAAGGCCGCGGCCGAGCGCCGGCGGCCGCAGAGAGAGCGAGUACGUUACGAUAGAAUUUCGAAAAAAAAACAUAAAAUUUAAAAAAAGUUGUAUAAUUAUUAUUAUUGAUAGCGUAAAUGAGAAAUCGAAAAUUUAUAAAGCUUACCUAACGUAAUAGCGUAAAGUAUUAAGAUAUAAUAAUAUAUUAGGCGAUACGGGCGGCGCGGGGAGCCGGGUGGCCUGUUGACUGUUCAGAGUCUAGGAGUAGGCAAUAGGCGCGAGCCCUAGCUAAUGUUGGUUGUAGGGAGGCCCCCCCGGCGGGGAGCCGGGGGGGCGGGUAGACUAAAGCGCCGCCGCGCGCUCCCCGGCGCGCCAUGCUCAUACUAUUUUUGACUAUACGAUUAUUCGCUUAAAUGAUAUUAUACAUACGUACUACACUAUGAUUAUGAUAAUAUUAAUAUAAUGUUUGUUUUAAGUGUGUUUUAAUGUUUAGAUUUUUAUUGUAAUGUUUUUAUGAAUGAUUUUUAUCUGUAUGAUUAUUAUUGAUUAUUAUUUUAUGUGUUGACGAUGUUUUUUUGUGAUUAUGAGAGCCCGCUAUGCGGGCCGAGGCUGCAUGUUCGUUUAGUGUUAUAGUAUAUAUAUAUCGAGUAAUAAAAUUAUAGUAAUAAAUAAUAAAGAAAUAAUACGACUCAUUCAUUAUUAUAACUAUUGUAGUCCGUAGCACGAACAUUGACUAACCAUUACCUAUUGAUACUUAUUAAGUAUUAUUAUUACAUUAUUGAAUAAAUUUAAAGAAUGCAUAAUUAUAUUUCAUAGGAAUCAUUAUUCUGUAUAAUCUAGUUAAUGUAACUAUAAUAAAUAUGUUUGUAUAUGUACGCGAGGGCGUUGUUUUGUUCCGGGGGAGGGGUUUAUGGAUGGAUAUUUUUUUAUUUUUUUACCGUUAUAAGUUUUUGACUUACUCAUGUAAAGAUACGCGAGAUUUAAAAUACUGCCUAUUAGAUUAUAUUUUAAAAAUAAUGUUGCGUAAACCUCCCCCCCGCGUGUAGAUCCAGUGAUUUCGAUAAUUUUAUUUUCAUAAUAAAAUGGGUAGAACGCUUUAGGUUCAAAUAACGUUGUGAAAAUUUGUGAAAUUUUGUAGACUACAUAUCUUAUUAUAAAUCUAAAUAUAAACUAUAACUUUCCA